Messenger RNA from Beauveria bassiana ARSEF 2860, 3222 nucleotides. Its product is annotated as peptidase M16 inactive domain-containing protein. The record is from RefSeq and is a predicted model, not a curated record. The transcript is spliced from 4 exons. Gene Ontology annotation, molecular function: metal ion binding; metalloendopeptidase activity. Gene Ontology annotation, cellular component: cytosol; mitochondrion. Bases 1 to 3222 code for a protein of 1073 amino acids. Gene Ontology annotation, biological process: peptide catabolic process. NCBI's taxonomy places the organism in Eukaryota, Fungi, Ascomycota, Sordariomycetes, Hypocreales, Cordycipitaceae.
AUGCCCCCUUCAGCCGUGCCGGACCCGGCGUCCGCGCUCGGCCGCCACGCUUCGGUUACCGUAUUGACCGACCGUCUCGAAAAACCAUCGCUCGACGAUAGGCAGUAUCGCGUCGUCCGCCUUGACAACGGCCUCGAGGCCCUUCUCGUCCACGAUCCAGAUACCGACAAGGCUAGCGCCGCACUCGACGUCAAUGUCGGUAGCUUCUCUGAUGAAGACGGCAUGCCUGGCAUGGCCCAUGCCGUCGAGCAUCUCCUCUUCAUGGGCACCAAGAAGUUUCCAGUAGAAAACGAGUAUGGCCAGUAUCUCUCCUCCAAUGGAGGUAGCUCGAACGCCUACACAGCAGGCACCUCGACAAACUACUACUUCGACGUCGACGCCAAACCCGCCAACGAUGAAGAACCCACAGAAUCAAAUCCUUCGCCUCUUCUAGGUGCUUUGGACCGCUUUGCACAAUUCUUUAUCGAGCCUCUAUUCCUCUCAAGCACUCUCGACAGGGAGCUAAGAGCGGUCGAUUCGGAGAACAAGAAAAAUCUGCAGAGCGAUGCCUGGCGUCUCCAACAGCUGGACAAGUCGCUCUCAAAUCCCAAGCACCCCUACUGCCACUUCUCCACCGGCAAUUUUGAGGUUCUCAAAACCAUCCCCGAAUCACAGGGUAUCAAUGUUCGCGACAAAUUCAUCGACUUCCACGCCAAGCACUACUCAGCCAACCGCAUGAAGCUCGUUGUCCUUGGUCGCGAAUCCCUCGACGUCCUGCAAAAAUGGUCUGUUCAACUGUUCUCCGCCAUUGUCAACAAGAACUUGCCUCAAAACAGAUGGACUGAAGAGGUUCCAUUCAGACCCAACGACGUUGGUAUCCAGUGGUUUGCCAAGCCUGUUAUGGACACAAGGGAACUGAAUCUGGCCUUUCCAUUCGUUGAUGAGGAGGAACUGUACGAGUCACAGCCGAGCAAAUAUAUUUCCCACCUCAUCGGACAUGAAGGGCCCGGCAGCAUCAUGUCUUACAUCAAGAGCAAAGGCUGGGCCAAUGGUCUGUCAGCAGGCGCAUACUCCGUCUGCCCCGGCACGCCAGGUAUCUUUGAUGUUCAAAUAAGACUAACUGAAGAGGGUCUCAAAAAUUACCCCGAAAUUGCCAAGAUAUUCUUCCAAUACGUGUCGUUGCUGCGUCAGUCACCGCCGCAAGAGUGGAUAUUCCAAGAACAAAAAGGGAUGGCCGAUGUCGACUUCAAAUUCAAACAGAAAACACCGGCCAGUCGCUUCACAAGCAAAAUUAGCUCCGUCAUGCAAAAACCUCUACCUCGCGAAUGGUUGCUGAGCGGCCACAGCCGUUUACGGCGCUUUGACGCGACAUUAAUUUCGAAAUGCCUGGAGCUACUCCGUCCCGAAACUCUACGCAUGAAUAUUGUUUCUCGCAAAUUCCCGGGUAAAUGGGACAAGAAGGAGAAGUGGUACGGCACAGAAUAUACUUCUAGCAGGAUACCCGAUGACCUCAUGGCCGAGCUAACCAAGGCCGCCUCGGUUUCGGCGGCCGAAAGACUAUCGGCCCUUCACCUGCCACACAAAAACCAGUUCAUACCUAAUAAGCUUGAAGUGGAAAAGAAGGAAGUGGCAGAACCGGCUACCUCACCCAGACUUUUGCGCAACGACCAGCUGGCCCGUACUUGGUGGAAAAAGGAUGACACCUUCUGGGUGCCCAAAGCCAGUGUCAUUGUCAGCCUGAAGAACCCCAUUAUACACGCCACGGCCGAAAAUAGCGUCAAAGCUCGGCUGUUUGCAGAGCUGGUCCGUGACGCCCUGGAAGAGUACUCUUACGAUGCUGAGCUUGCGGGCCUGCAGUACAAUGUAUCACUCGAUUCGCGUGGGCUAUUCCUCGAUGUCUCGGGUUAUAAUGAUAAGCUUCCUGUGUUGCUGGAGCAGGCUGCGGUAACAAUGCGAGACAUUGAGAUCAAGGCGGAUCGCUUUGAUAUCGUAAAGGAGCGGCUAACCCGCGGUUACGACAAUUGGCAACUCCUAUCAUCCUACCAGCAAGUAGGUGACUAUAUGACUUGGCUUCACGCCGAGAGUGACUACGUCGUUGAAGAGCUAGCUGCCGAACUCCCGGACAUCACCAUUGAUGACGUGCGUAGCUUCCAGCGGCAGAUGCUUGCUCAAAUGUACAUUGAGGUUUAUGUUCAUGGCAACAUGUACCGAGGGGAUGCGAUCAAAGCAACUGAUCUUUUGACGUCUUCUUUCAGAUCAAGAAUACUGCCACCCAACCAGUGGCCCAUUAUUCGAUCACUCAUCAUCCCACCUGGCUCCAAUCUCGUCUACAACAAGACGUUGAAGGACCCGGCUAAUGUCAACCACUGUAUCGAGACUACUUUCUCCAUUGGGGACCGUGCUGAUCGCAGGACUCGCGCAAGAGUGUUGCUCGCCGACCAACUGAUGCACGAACCUGCCUUCGAUCAGUUACGUACCAAGGAGCAGCUUGGAUAUAUCGUGUUUGCUGGCAUGCGCAGUUUUGCGACGACUUGUGGGUUACGUUUUUUAAUUCAGUCAGAAAGAGAGCCGGAGUAUCUGGAUCGCCGUGUAGAGGCCUUUUUGAUCCAGUUCGGUCUGACUUUGGAUACGAUGCCCGACUCCGAAUUUGAGAGCCACAAGAGGAGUUUGAUCAACAAGAGGCUAGAGAAACUUCGAAACCUGGACCAGGAGUCGGCUCGGCACUGGAGUCAAAUCUCAAAGGAGUACUACGACUUUGAGCAAUCUCAAUUAGAUGCCGCAGAGGUAAAGCUCGUCACCAAGGCAGAAAUGAUUGAGUUUUACAACAAGCACCUUCACCCUUCUUCGACAAGUCGUGCCCGCAUCUCGGUACACUUACACGCGCGGGGCGCUGUUGAGCGCGAUAACAAGGUUGUGAAUGCACUCAACCAAGCCGGCUUUCCGGAUGUGCCAGAGGAGCACCGCAAGAGCCUAGAUCUGGUCAAGGCGCAUUUGCGAGCCAAGCACAACCCGUCCGAUGCAGACUUGGAUAGCAUCAUUGCGUCGAUCAAAGAGCUUGGCCUGGUGCAGAAGGCGCAUCCCGCGGACGAUGCCGAGGCGGUGGCCAAUGGCAGAGAGUGCGCCGUCGACACUGCAGAAGAGAUUAAGGAUGUUCGUUUGUACAAGUCGGGUCUGCUGGCAAGCUCAGGCGCGCGCCCAGUGAAGCAGCUAAGCGAAUUCGAGGACAUUGACUCGAAGCUAUGA